AUGCCACAAAAUGGCCUGGAGAGUUUGUGUUGUUCAGACGGUAAGGUACAGUUGCCACCUUUUCAAGAGCUACCUGUUCCGUUGAAAGCUCUGUUGGAUGGUUCCAGUCCAGACUCCAAACAUUUCCUCGCAAAAAUCAGACAGUACAAUUGUGCCUUCCAGAUGACCUCUUUUGGUGGUAAUGCCCUCCGCCAAGUCGGUUGGAAUCCCACCUUCAAGGUUCAAAGUCAGGUUUACCACCGGAUUGUGUCUCUUUUGCCGGAAACUGCCACUGAUUCGGCCCUUCUACAAAUAUACUUCAUAGCUGACUACAAUCAACAGGCAGUUGCCUGCAUGGGCAUUAUUCCUGAGAACGAUACAGGCCAGGACAAUCAUCCUCGCAGGGAUAUCAUAAUGAGUCUCCAACAAAUGAUCCACGAGACAAACAGCUAUGUCCGCAGACUUAAGUAUGCCCUCGAAAAUAACACUUCUUCUGAUUUCAUUAUUGAAAUUGAUGCUGACAAAUGGCCUCAGGGAGAGCACGAACGUCGUUACAAUGCUCCCGCAAGUAACGAAGAUUCCGUCAUUGUCAGCGGUGAUCAGCACAACAGACGGGACAUUGUUAUCGAAUCGCGCGGCAGUGGGCCCCGAUGA
Messenger RNA from Acanthosepion pharaonis, 633 nucleotides. NCBI's taxonomy places the organism in Eukaryota, Metazoa, Mollusca, Cephalopoda, Sepiida, Sepiidae. The record is from the annotation of a GenBank genome assembly.